AUGAGCUCUUACAUAGGGUCGGCUAUUUCAACCAUACGAUUCGUCAAAGACUACGCAUUCAAUCUUGGUGCUUAUCUUUUGGCCAGUAGAGGUCACAAAUCUAUGCCAACUCUUACUCCAAUUGAUUCCAUUUCGGCUCUCAGUCCGCUAGUCAUCCGUAUUCUUGGACAAAACCCUGGCCCGUUCACUUUGCAAGGCACAAAUACUUACCUAAUCGGAAAUGGAAAAAAAAGAAUUCUAGUCGACACUGGCGAACCUAAUAUUUCUAAGUAUAUCUCUGAACUAAAGUCAGCUCUUGGGGAAAAUGAAAUUGACUCAAUUAUAGUAACUCAUUGGCACAACGAUCACGUCGGUGGACUUCCUUCCGUUAUCGAGAAUGUCGUUGGGAAAAAAGUCGUGCCUGUUUACAAGUUCAGAAAAAUUGGAGGAGAAGAGGAUCCUGAGCAUUUCACAUAUGUCGAAGAUGGACAAGAAGUUAAAGUAGAUGGAGCUACUGUUCGAUUCGUCCACACUCCUGGACAUACAAUUGAUCAUGCUGCAUUGUAUCUCUUGGAAGAAAAUGCUUUGUUCAGUGCUGAUUGCAUCCUGGGAGAAGGAACGACAGUCUUUGAAGACCUGCAUGAUUAUAUGUGCAGUUUGGAUAAGAUUAAAAGUUUCAAAGCUUCUCGGAUUUACCCUGGACAUGGCCCUGUCAUCGAGAAGACUGAAGAGAAAGUUGAUGAGUACAUUGGACACAGAGUUAAACGAGAAAAUGAAAUUCUCAACGUUCUGACUGAACAAAAACAAAUGACAAGUAUGGACAUUACAAACACAGUUUAUCAGGCAUCCCCUUGGUCAGUCCGUCUUGCCGCACUUAAUAACGUAAAGCUCGUUCUUAAUAAGUUAAUCAAAGACGAGAAAGUACAGAAAACAGGCUUCGAAAUGUAUAGAAUUGUAGAAUAA
Messenger RNA from Auanema sp. JU1783, 942 nucleotides. Lineage: Eukaryota; Metazoa; Nematoda; Chromadorea; Rhabditida; Rhabditidae. The record is from the annotation of a GenBank genome assembly.